GUCCGGUCUCUGCAAAGCAACAGGCGGAACUUUUGGAGAAGAUAGGGCGUGAAACAAAACGGGCAACUUGGGAGCUUCAUGAAUCGGCGACAGAGGAGGCCGGAUGACGCAGGGGAUGCUGGGAGUCGCAGUCCGGGAGGGUCUUUUUCGGAAGGGGAGGCUGCGGGAAAGGGGACGCAGCCGUCACCCGCCUCUCUCUCUGUCUCCUCCCCUGCAGGAGGACGGAAGAAUCCGGAGGGGGAAGGAAGGAAGAGCCGCCCCAGGGCACGAAAGUCCCUUCGCGGGCGCCCCGGGAGACGGCGGGGAAAAGCCGGGAGGCUCCGGGGCUGCAGAAGGGAUUAGCGUAAAAGUUUUCCCGAUGCAAAUGACACGAUCUAGUAGGAAAAGCGCUUCCUUCCCGACUUCCGCAAUCGGACUAAGAGAGCUGCAGGGGGCGGUGCCAGGAGAGGAAGAGGCGGAGCUUGGCCGAAAACGGACGGAGGCCGGUCUGGCCCUCGUUUUCGGAUACAGAGAAGCAACGAGGUGGAAAAAAAUCCUAUAAGGGUGCGCAUGCGGACUGAUGCAGGAGGACGGAGGAGCGCGGCGGAGGAAGGAAGGAAGCGCCGCCCGAAAGCAGGAGAUCCCAGCGCGGCUUCCCCGGCAGACGGCGGAGAAAGGCCGGGAGGCUCCGGGGCUGCAGGAGGGAUGCUCUCAGGGGGAUUCCGAGAAAGGCGGCUGCCUGGAGGGCGAUGCGGGGACCAGGAAACGGGCGGAGACUCCGAGACGGUCUGGAAGGGCGGAGGGUCCUUCGGAAGACCCCGGAAUCCCCAAAGGAUCCAGGAGGAAGAAGAGAAAUAUCAGUGCCCGGAAUGUGAAAAAUCCUUCAAGAGAAACGACCAUCUUGAGAACCAUCUAAAAAUCCACUCAUUUGGAAACCCACAUAAAUGCUUGAAGUGUGGAAACAGCUUCAAUUAUAGAGCAGAACUUAAGCAACAUGCAAGAAUCCACACAGGAGAAAAACCUCAUAAAUGUCUGGAAUGUGGAAAGAGCUUCAGUCACAGCAGCAACCUUUAUACACAUCAACAGAUCCACACAGGAGAAAAACCUCAUAAAUGCCUGGAGUGUGGAAAGAGCUUCAGUCAGAGGAGCCUCCUUUAUAAACAUCAAAGGAUCCACACAGGAGAGAAACCUCAUAAAUGCCUGGAGUGUGGAAAGAGCUUCAGUCAGAGGGGCAACCUUUAUAGACAUCAAAGGAGCCACACAGGAGAGAAACCUCAUAAAUGCCUGGAGUGUGGAAAGAGCUUCAGUGAGCGGAGCACCCUUUAUAUACAUCAAAGGAUCCACACAGGAGAAAAACCUCAUAAAUGUCUGGAGUGUGGAAAGAGCUUCAGUCAGAGGAGCCUCCUUUAUAAACAUCAAAGGAUCCACACAGGAGUGAAACCUCAUAAAUGCCUGGAGUGUGGAAAGAGCUUUAGUGAGCAGAGCAACCUUUAUAUACAUCAAAGGAUCCACACAGGAGAAAAACCGCAUAAAUGCCUGGAGUGCGGAAAGAGCUUCAGUCAGAGGGGCAACCUUUAUACACAUCAAAGUAGCCACACAGGAGAGAAACCUCACAAAUGCCUGGAGUGUGGAAAGAGCUUCAGUAAGCAGAGCAGCCUUUAUAUACAUCAAAGGAUCCACACAGGAGAAAAACCGCAUAAAUGCCUGGAGUGCGGAAAGAGCUUCAGUCAGAGGGGCAACCUUUAUACACAUCAAAGGAGCCACACAGGAGAGAAACCUCAUAAAUGCCUGGAGUGCGGAAAGAGCUUCAGUCAGAGGGGCAACCUUUAUACACAUCAAAAGAGCCACACAGGAGAGAAACCUCAUAAAUGCUUGGAAUGUGGAAAGAGUUUCAGGGACAGGAGCAACCUUUGUACACAUCAAACGGUCCACACAGGAGAGAAACCUCAUAAAUGCCUGGAGUGUGGAAAGAGCUUCAGUUAUAGGGGCAACCUUUAUGUACAUCAAAGGAUCCACACAGGAGAAAAACCUCAUAAAUGCCUGGAGUGUGGAAAGAGCUUCAGCCAGAGGAGCACCCUUUAUACACACCAAAGCAUCCACACAGGAGAAAAACCUCAUAAAUGCCUGGAGUGUAGAAAAAGCUUCAGUCGGAGGAGGAGCCUUUAUAAACAUCAAAGGAUCCAUUUGGGAGAAAAAACAUAUAAUUGACUGGAAUGUGGAAAGAAGUUCAGUUGGAGGAGCACCCUUUGUAGACAUCAAAGGAUCAACUGGGCAGAGAAAGGGAAGAAAUCCCUGUUGGGCGGAGGGUCCUUUGGAAGACAUGGGAAUCCCCAAAGGAUCUAGGAGGGAGGAAAGAAAUCUCAAUGCCUCAAAUGUGGAAAGAGCUUCAAAAGAAAUAAUGUUCUUAAAAUGCAUCUGAGUAUCCACUCAGGAGAGAAACCCCAUAAAUGCUUGGAGUGUGGAAAGAGCUCCCAGUCAUAGGGGCAACCUUUAUAAAC
Molecule: messenger RNA, 2477 nt
Organism: Thamnophis elegans (Western terrestrial garter snake)
Lineage: Eukaryota; Metazoa; Chordata; Lepidosauria; Squamata; Natricidae
Product: zinc finger protein OZF-like
Exons: 2
Coding region: 550-2187 (545 amino acids)
Biological process (GO): regulation of transcription by RNA polymerase II
Molecular function (GO): RNA polymerase II cis-regulatory region sequence-specific DNA binding; DNA-binding transcription factor activity, RNA polymerase II-specific
Source: RefSeq, a predicted model, not a curated record